This is a messenger RNA of Punica granatum (pomegranate), 1112 nucleotides long. Lineage: Eukaryota; Viridiplantae; Streptophyta; Magnoliopsida; Myrtales; Lythraceae. The record is from RefSeq and is a predicted model, not a curated record.
AAUUUAUUAAAUUAAAAAGAAAAGAACAAAAUCCUUAUCUCAAAAUCAAGAAGAAGGCUCACUCUGUCUCCAUUGCCAGACCCCGCGAGUGCUCCGUAGCAGAAGCACCGGACCCGAUAAUCUCUAUCCAACGCGUCCUCUUCAUCCGAACGGUGUCACUUUGUAACUGUCACUCUGUUUGGCUGAAACAACAGUCUAGCGUAUAUAUAUACAGCAGGGUGGGUCAUGUCGGGUGCAGUUGGGUCUACAGCAGCUAUGGUGAGCAUCACAAUGCAGGGCAGCCUCACUCCAACUUUUCUGCCCUUCUCAAGUAAGCAAUUGCCGCUGGGGCUCCUGUCUUCUGGUAAUUGCAAUCAGAACAGCUUCUUCUCGAAGUGUUCGCAUCUCUCAAUGCAGAGAUCCACUGCAUACAACACGUCUUCUUAUAAGAAAGUUGUGGCUGCUACUGCUGAGCCAAACCAGCUCAGUUAUGCCGAUCCUGUUGAUGAGCAAUCCCCAAAGAAGUACUACUUUGUCAUAGCAAACGCAAAAUUCAUGUUGGAUGAAGAGGAGCACUUCAAAGAGCUUAUGUUCGAACGGCUUCGUAACUAUGGAGAGCGCAAUAAAGAGCAGGACUUUUGGCUUGUUAUUGAGCCGAAGUUCUUGGACAAAUUCCCAAACAUCACUAAGAGAUUGCGGAGACCUGCUGUUGCUCUGGUUUCAACUAAUGGACCCUGGAUCACGUUUAUGAAGUUAAGAUUAGACCGAGUGCUAGCAGAGAGCUUUGAAGCAGAAAGCCUAGAAGAGGCGUUGGCAUCAAAUCCAACCCAAUUACAAUUUGAUAAGCCUGAGAAAUGGGUGGCCCCAUAUCCCAAGUACGAGUACGGGUGGUGGGAAGCCUUCUUGCCUGCUGGAUCAAAAGAAUCCAAAGUGUAGAAAAAUUCCCUGGAUGCUUUUUGUUACUUAUUCAGCUUAACAAUGCUAUCUAUUUCAUGAUCGGGAUUCUGUUAGUGAAUGUAGUUGAGUUAUCAGCUUUUCGCUCACACUAGGUGUAUGUGGGCAUAUGGCUUUGGAUUUCCGAAUUUGUUGCCUUGUAUCCUAGAAAAUCUUAUAUAACAAUGGACUAUUACCCA